Messenger RNA from Aspergillus mulundensis, 1965 nucleotides. Its product is annotated as Peroxisomal targeting signal (PTS1) receptor protein peroxin 5. Gene Ontology annotation, cellular component: cytosol; peroxisomal membrane. The record is from RefSeq and is a predicted model, not a curated record. Gene Ontology annotation, molecular function: protein binding. The transcript has 2 exons. The coding region runs from base 1 to 1965 and encodes 654 amino acids. Gene Ontology annotation, biological process: protein import into peroxisome matrix, docking. NCBI's taxonomy places the organism in Eukaryota, Fungi, Ascomycota, Eurotiomycetes, Eurotiales, Aspergillaceae.
AUGUCAUUCCUUGGUGGCGCUGAAUGUUCCACCGCGGGAAACCCACUGACACAGUUCACGAAGCAUGUCCAAGAUGACAAGUCGCUUCAGCGAGACCGGCUUGUUGGGCGCGGUCCCGGAAUGCAAGAGGGUAUGCGCUCGCAGGGGAUGAUGGGGGGUCACGACCAGAUGAUGGACGAGUUCGCCCAACAGUCUGCCCAGCUCCCGGGCGGCCCACAGCAACAUAUGAGGAUGGAGAUGGAACAAGUGAGGCAACAACUAGAGCAGAUGCACACAACGCCACGAACGGGCUCCCCGGGGUGGGCUGCGGAGUUCGACCCAGGAGAGCAAGCUCGUAUGGAGGCUGCCUUUGCCGGGCCUAAGGGUCCCAUGUUGAACAACGGAUCGGGAUUUACGCCGGCCGAGUUUGCCCGUUUCCAACAGCAAAGUACAAUGAGCGUCCCGCAAUCCGCUAGUCCAGUUACCGCCGGGCAGACUCCGAUGAUGGGUGGUUACCAGCGGCCAAUGGGUAUGGGGUACAUGGGUUACGGCGGGAUGGGAAUGAUGCAGCCUGGCUUUGGCCCUAUGGGUAUGCAACAACAGCAGCCAGCUGAGGCUGCAACGCAAGAUAAAGGGAAGGGGCGGAUGAUUGAGCUCGACGACGAGAAUUGGGAGGCUCAGUUUAAGGAGAUUGAGACGGCGGAUCAGGGCAAGCUAGACGAUGAGGCCAAUGCAGCCAUAGAGGCGGAGUUGAAUGAUCUUGACAGGUCAGUCCCCAUCACCAGUUCCGAUGACCACAGUCAUUUUGAGAGCGUAUGGGAGAGAGUUCAAGCUGAGACGGCAACGAAUAGGAAAUUGGCGGAGGACGUCGAUUACAAUAUUGAUGAUAAUCUACACAUGGGUGAUAUGGCCGAGUGGGACGGUUUCGACAAUCUAAAUACUCGGUUCAGGGAGCCUCGGUUGGGCGAUUACUCGUUCGAGCAGGAGAAUGUCUUCCGCGACGUCACCAAUCCAUUUGAAGAGGGUAUGAAGAUCAUGCACGAGGGCGGUAAUCUGUCCCUGGCAGCCCUGGCAUUUGAGGCCGCGGUGCAGAAAGACCCUAAACAUGUGAAGGCUUGGACUAUGCUGGGGACCGCUCAGGCCCAGAAUGAGAAGGAACUCCCUGCCAUCCGGGCACUCGAGCAGGCUCUCAAGGCCGACCCAAACAAUCUCGAUGCCCUCAUGGGACUUGCUGUGUCAUACACAAACGAAGGGUAUGACUCGACAGCUUACCGCACACUCGAGCGCUGGCUCUCGGUCAAAUACCCUCAAAUCAUCAACCCCGAUAACCUAUCCUCAGACGCCGACCUGGGCUUCACUGACCGCCAAAUUCUUCAUGAACGUGUCACGGACCUCUUUAUCCAGGCGGCUCAAUUAUCGCCGUCGGGGGCGCAAAUGGAUCCCGAUGUUCAGGUUGGCCUGGGAGUGCUCUUCUACUGCGCAGAAGAAUACGAGAAGGCUGUGGACUGCUUUACAACAGCCCUGGCCAGCACCGAAUCCGGAACCACGAACCAGAGAGAGCAGCUUCACCUGCUUUGGAACCGCCUAGGAGCUACGCUCGCCAACUCUGGCCGAUCGGAGGAGGCUAUUGAGGCCUACGAACAAGCUUUGACUAUUAACCCUAAUUUUGUCCGAGCACGAUACAAUCUAGGUGUAUCGUGCAUCAACAUCGGUUGCUACCCAGAAGCAGCGCAACACCUGCUGGGAGCUUUAUCGAUGCAUCGCGUGGUCGAGGAAGAAGGAAAAGAGCGCGCCCGGGAGAUCGUGGGCGGCAAGGACGGAUCCAUUAACGAAGCGGAACUCAACCGCAUGAUUGUUGCGAACCAAAGCACUAACCUCUACGACACCCUGCGACGAGUCUUCAGCCAAAUGGGCCGACGGGAUCUGGCCGAUUCGGUCGAAGCGGGCAUGGAUGUCAAUAUAUUCCGCAAGGAGUUUGAGUUCUAA